AUGUCCAAGCAAAUAUUAGUGUCCGAGCUACGCAGACACAGCAGCUCGGACAGCUGUUGGAUCGUGGUCGAUGGUCAGGUCUAUGACAUGACAAGCUUCGCGCCAAACCAUCCUGGUGGUGCUCAAAUUAUCUAUCGAUACGCUGGAAAAGAUGCUUCAAAACAGUAUAAUGCAGUACACGCCCCAUCACUCAUUUCUCAGACGUUGGAUCGUGAGCAGCAUAUCGGCAAGCUGGAUGAGUCGUCAACUCCUGCAGCUUGGGGAAACGGCACGUCGGAAGGCUCUGCCUGUGACUCCGCCCACAGCAAAGCGCCCUUGUCUAGGAUCAUCAAUCUUCACGACUUUGAAGCCUCGGCCAAGAGAUCAUUUAGCAAAAAGGCAUGGGCAAGAUAUGGUUUCGACCCGCUGUCAUGCAAAACGUUGCGCAUGUUCAUACAGCUCUACGUGAACAAAGAUCGCCUGAAGACAGAGCAAUUACUCCAAUUGCUUCAAAAUUCUGGCAAGAUCACAGCGAUUUUUGUGACAGUUGACUUGCCCGUUGUAUCGAAGCGCGAAGAAGACGAACGCGCUGAUCAGGGCCCGAUUGAUGGACUCGGAGUACCAGACAAGAAAGGCGCCGGUCUUGCGCGACAGUCCUCUGCAUUUAUUGAUCCACAAUUAUCCUGGCAGGAUAUACCUUGGAUCCAAAAAUUCACGGAUCUUCCAAUUAUCGUCAAAGGUAUUCAGAGAUGGGAAGAUGCGCAGAUGGCGAUUCGGUAUGGCUGUAAUGGAAUUGUAGUGAGCAACCACGGUGGCAGAGCGGCCGAUACGGCGCAGCCUGCAAUUAUAUCACUACUCGAACUACACAAAAAUCUGCCAGAAGCGUUCGACAAACUCACUAUUCUUGUCGACGGCGGGUUCAGACGAGGAUCAGAUGUUGUGAAAGCCAUUUGUCUCGGGGCGUCUGCUGUGGGCCUGGGCAGGCCAUUUAUGUACUCUGUCAACUAUGGAGAGGAGGGUGUAGUGCAUGUUACGAAUGUGCUGCGUGAAGAAAUCGAGACUGCGAUGAGGCUUUGUGGCAUGACAGAUCUGAUGUCUGAUGCAAGCCCACGCUACCUCAACACGAAAUUGGUGGAUGGGUACGUGGCUGAUCGCAAGCACGAGUACCUACGGGAGCCGAGUAAGAGACUUUCCAAGAUAUAG
Molecule: messenger RNA, 1182 nt
Organism: Akanthomyces muscarius
Lineage: Eukaryota; Fungi; Ascomycota; Sordariomycetes; Hypocreales; Cordycipitaceae
Exons: 5
Coding region: 1-1182 (393 amino acids)
Molecular function (GO): oxidoreductase activity
Source: RefSeq, a predicted model, not a curated record